This is a messenger RNA of Meloidogyne enterolobii, 369 nucleotides long. The record is from the annotation of a GenBank genome assembly. NCBI's taxonomy places the organism in Eukaryota, Metazoa, Nematoda, Chromadorea, Rhabditida, Meloidogynidae.
AUGACUCUAUCCUCAACAACACAAAAUGGAACCUCUUCACCUGAUUCUCAAGAACUAAUUAAAUGUCGUAUUCAAUUUGUCAACGAUAUAGACCCUUUUCGUUGUUCUUCAACAAAUGCCGGUCUUCACAGAGAGCCAAUAAAGCCCAUUCAAUGCAAUUUACAGCUACAUAGAUCUAUUUCUGAACAAUUACCUGAAUUAAUUAAAUUACUUAGAGCUCCACAUAAGGUAAUUAAAAGUGGAGAUUGUUGCCUUCAAGUCCAAUGUAGUGGAAUUAAAAAUGGAGAUGAAUUUGCUUCUUAUUUGGAUUCGGAAUUGACUUUAAGUGAACAAACUGAGGAAUUGGAAUUGUUGCAAAAUGAACCGUGA